AUGUCAGAUAAACCUAUCACAGCGGACCCUGAGUUCAAUACUGACAAUUCGGCCCCUGGUGAUUAUCAAUCUGAAACAACUUCAAUCGCAUCCUCGACCUAUCGAGGGUUGAUCGAAGAUGGCCGCCGAUAUCAGACUAUGAGAGAAAACAAAUCCUGGAGUCCUGCUGAUGAGCAACAAUUUGAGAGUUUGGAAGCUGGCCAUGCUGUUGCUAUUGUGAUGGAUUCUGACAAGCCUAACCCGCUCUUCCAAGCACCAGUAACUAAGCCUUUAAGGAAUAUUCUGGAUUUGGGAACUGGUAAUGGUUUAUGGGCGAUUGACGUUGCCGACAUGCUUCCCGAAGCAACUGUCCGCGGUGUUGAUCUAUUCCCACCUCCAGCAGCAUUGGUUCCUCCAAACUACAUCCUCGAAGUAGAUGACGUCUUGGAAGAAUGGACCUGGCGCGAGCCAUUCGACCUCAUCCAUUUGCGCAUCAUGCUUGGAUCCUUCGAUGUGGCUGAAUGGAAGCAACUAGAGUUGGAUGCGCAUCUUGAAACCGACGAUGGUAGUUUAUCACAAGAUAGUUUGGCUGCCACAUGGGGAGACAAUACCUUUGGCUGUGCAGAACGAGCCGAUCGCCGAAUCGAUACGUUGAAUACCAUGCGUGCCUCUAUCGAGCAGGCUGGAUUCAUCGAUGUCCAUGAAAAGAACUAUAAGUGGCCUAUUGGUGCAUGGGCCAGGGAGAAGCACUUCAAGGAAGCCGGUGCCUUGAAUUAUAACAUGUGGUCGUCUGGAAUCGAGGCACUUGAGGAAGAGGGUCUGGGCUCAGAAACCUCCUGGCGGAGAUACUUCUUAGGCACUGCGUCCAUCUAG
This is a messenger RNA of Penicillium malachiteum, 852 nucleotides long. RefSeq lists its product as uncharacterized. Bases 1 to 852 code for a protein of 283 amino acids. The record is from RefSeq and is a predicted model, not a curated record. The transcript is spliced from 10 exons. Lineage: Eukaryota; Fungi; Ascomycota; Eurotiomycetes; Eurotiales; Aspergillaceae.